AUGGCCAGAGAUGCUGUUGGCGAUACGGACUUGUCCGUUCCGAAUGACAUCGACUUCAACCACCCUUACACGCCCUAUGAUGUGCAGACGGACUUCAUGAAAACCGCUUAUGGCGUGUUGCAGCGUGGUAAUGGUCAAGUCGGCAUCCUCGAGAGCCCGACAGGCACGGGCAAAUCUUUGUCUCUGAUAUGUGCUUCGUUAACGUGGCUCCGGAAUCAGCGUGUUGAGGAACACGAGGCGUCUCUUAAAGUCAACAUGGACGACUUCAAAGAUGAGCCUGAUUGGAUCGUUGAGCAGAUGUUGCGGCGAAAGAGAGAAGCGCUCGCCCGGACCUGGGAAGAGCGGGAGAAGAAAUUGGAGCAGAUUCGUCAAAAAGAGAAGGCCAUCGAGGCCCGCAGUGCCAAGCGACGCCGUUUCGAUGAUGGGCCUUCAGAACCAAAGACUCGUCGCACUGAAGAAGAUGACGAGUGGCUGCUUGAUGAACCGGAUGCAUCUGGCCCAGACGACGGAGACGCCAUGAGCGGCCUCAGCAAGGAGACCAAGGACAUCCUGACGAGGUUUGGCCUGGGAAACCUCAAAUCGGACCAAGAGGAAGACAAAGUCGCGGACGGAAUCAAGAUAUACUACACGUCGAGAACCCAUUCUCAACUCACACAAUUCAUCCAUGAACUGCGACGACCCGAGUUCCCGUCGUCCAUACCGUCGUCGAUUGUGCAAGGCCAGCGUGAAGACGACCGUCGGUCCAAAGAGCCAGUCAAACACUUGCCCCUAUCGUCGCGUCAGAAACUUUGCAUUAACCCUUCCGUCGCACGCCUGGGCAGCCUGUCGGCCAUCAACGAUCGUUGCUCGGAGCUCCAGAAACCAAAGGCCAAGGACAAGUGCCCUUACACGCUGAAGGAAGACAACAUAACCCAGACGCACCAGUUCAGGGACACGGCCCACGCCACGCUCCCUGAUAUCGAGGAUCUGUACCAUCUGGGCAAAAAGCUCUCGGUGUGCCCGUACUAUGCUUCACGCGCGGCAAUCGCGGGCGCCGAGAUCGUCACCCUGCCGUACCCCUUGCUUCUGCAGAAGAACGCACGCGAUGCCCUGGGCAUCAAGCUGGAGGGCAACAUCGUGAUUGUCGAUGAGGCUCACAACAUCAUGGACGCCGUGGCCAACGUCUAUGCGUCCGAGGUAAAGCUGAGCGAGCUGAGGCGGGCCCGGCAGAUGCUCGGCGUUUACGUCAAGCGCUUCGGCAAGAAGCUGAAAGGAGAGAACCGCGUCAUGGUCGGACAGGUGGGACGGGUGAUUGAAGGCCUCAGCGAGUGGAUGGAUGCGCAAUCAAAGCUCAAGAGCCCACAGGGCAUCGUGGACUCCAAGGUCCUCCUCCGCUGCAAAGGCGUGGACCAAAUCAACUUGUUCAGGUUGAUCCAGUACAUACAGGAGUCGAAGUUGGCCUACAAGAUCGAGAGCUACGUCGCACACGUCGAAGAGGAAGCGGCCGACGCCAGUCAUGGCAAGGGACCCCCGAGAUCAUCCACGCCAGUACUCCAUAUCCUUUCCUCCUUUCUCAUCUCCCUUACCAAUCUCAGCUCCGAGGGCCGCAUAUUCUACGAGAAGCUGGCAACCAGCCCACCGGAUAUACAGCUCUCGUACCUCUUGCUGUCUCCGACCCACGCGUUCUCGUCCAUCGCCACGAGCGCCAGGGCCGUCAUCCUCGCAGGCGGCACCAUGUCCCCUUUUGACGAUUACAAGUCCCAUCUUUUCCCCUAUCUACCAGAGUCGAAACUCACAACGCUCAGCUGUGGGCACGUCAUUCCCCCGUCGAACCUGUGCGUAUGGACACUGGCAGGGUCGCAACCGGGCCUCAAGCGGGAUCCUAAUUCGACCUUUGAGUUCAGUUUCCAACGCAGAGGCGAUAUGGACAUGAAGGGCAGCCUCGGGCUAGCCAUCUUUAACUUGUGUAAUGUCGUUCCUGACGGCGUCGUCGUCUUCUUCCCUAGCUACGGUUACCUGGAGGAAGUAGUCACAGCGUGGAAAGGUGUUGCGACACGGCAAGGCCAGACCCCGCAAGGGGCCACGUCCCUUUGGGACCGACUUCAGCAGAGAAAGGAGGUGUUAAGCGAGACUCGCGGCGGCUCCAGCGACGAGGUGCUGGAAUCGUACAGUCGGGCCAUCUUGGGUGACGGCCGCGAGCCGAAGCCGGGAGCGGCAGGCAAACCUCGCGGUGCCCUGCUUCUCAGUGUCGUUGGCGGCAAGAUGAGCGAGGGCAUCAACUUCUCAGACCGCCUGGGUCGCUGCGUAAUCAUCGUGGGCCUUCCGUACCCGAACAUCAACUCUCCCGAGUGGAAGGCCAAGACGGAAUACAUCGAGACUACGACGGUUCAACGGCUGACGACGGACUCGUCAGGAACCACAAAGAUGUCGAGGGACGAGGCGCUGGCUGUUGCGAAGCAGGCGGCGAGGGACUUUUACGAGAAUGCGUGUAUGAGGGCCGUGAACCAAAGUAUCGGCCGGGCUAUCCGGCAUCAGGGAGACUACGCGGCCAUUGUGCUCGUGGAUCGAAGAUUCGGGACAGACAGGAUCCGAGGGAAGCUUCCUGGUUGGAUCCGCGGUGGCUUGGACGGUGACAGUCAUGAAAAGGGGCUACCGCAGUUGAUGGGGGCGCUGGGCAGUUUCUUUCGGUCGAAGCGGGCGGUAGGUUCGUAG
This is a messenger RNA of Colletotrichum higginsianum IMI 349063, 2691 nucleotides long. RefSeq names its product DNA repair helicase. Gene Ontology annotation, molecular function: DNA binding; DNA helicase activity; ATP binding. Bases 1 to 2691 code for a protein of 896 amino acids. Gene Ontology annotation, biological process: nucleobase-containing compound metabolic process; establishment of sister chromatid cohesion. Gene Ontology annotation, cellular component: nucleus. NCBI's taxonomy places the organism in Eukaryota, Fungi, Ascomycota, Sordariomycetes, Glomerellales, Glomerellaceae. The record is from RefSeq and is a predicted model, not a curated record. The transcript has 4 exons.